CCCUGGCGGGCGGCCUUGCCCCCGCCUCCCCCAGCUGGCUCGAAGGCUCUGCUUGUUGUUGUUGUUGCUGCAAGGUUAGUGAGUGGACCAGCUGGUUGCUCCCUGGCCACCCAGCUACAGAAAUGGAAGAAGUACAGGCCAAUCCUGCAGUGACUUUCCUGAAUGUGGCCCCCAGCUAUGUGCCUCAUACCAAAGUGGAGUGUCAUUACAACCUCCCACCGGGCAUGAAGCCAUCAGCCAGAGAUUGGAUUGGGAUCUUUAAGGCAGAGGUCUCUUCUGUGCGCGACUAUUAUACCUUUGUGUGGUGCACAGUGCCAGAUGGUGGGACGCCAGCAGGGGCUCUUCUUCAUUGUAGUGUCCAGUUCCAAGCAAGCUAUCUGCCUAAACCAGGUCCCCAGCAGUACCAGUUCCGCUAUGUGGAUCGUCGUGGGGAAGUGCGUGGCCAAAGUUCCUCUUUCCAGUUCAAUGAGCCACGGCCCAUGGAUGAGCUGGUCACGCUGGAGGAGGCAAGCGAUGAUGGUGCAGGCACCGAUAUGCUCUUGGUGGUUCCCAAGGCCACUCUGCUAGAGACUCAGUUGGAGGAGAGCCGUCAGCAGCAAGGAGCCCUCCUGCAGGAAUCAUGCCGUCUGAAAGAUGAGGUUCAAGAACUGCGAAGCCACAUGGCUGAGCUGGAGGAAGCUCUUGGUUCCCUACGCGAUGACCACACAAAGCUGGCUGCACAGUACAAGGAGUUGUCAGAUUCCUCCGCAGAAGUGUCCAAACAGAAAGACACACUGAGCCUUCAGGAUGCUGAACACUUGGCCCGAAUCCGGGAACUGGAGGGAGAUAUCCAGGCCAUGGGUGAAAAGAUGCUACAGAGAGAGACAGAGCUGGACAGAGUGAAGGAUACAGUYAAGUCUCUGCUACGGGAGCAAGAACAGAUUCAUAAUCAACUCAAAGAGGAAUAUGCCGAGAAAGAGCAAUACCAGGUGAAGCUGCAGGCCUCGGAGGAGGAGAGCCGCAGCCUGGCCUCUGAUCUGCAGGAAGCCAAGAGCCUUCAUGGUGAGAAGAUCUCGCAAACUCUGGUGCUCCAGGAGGACAUCAACAAGUUGCAGCAGAAAUUGGCCACCGCAAAUCGACGCACUGCUCAGAUGGAGGCCUUGUGCGAACAGCUGCGCUCCACACAAGAUGUCCUGGCAGCCAGCCAGCAAAAGGUGGCCCUCUUGGGGGAAGAGCUGGCCAGCGUGGCCUCCAUCCGGGAUCGCACCAUCUCGGAUCUGCACAAGAGCCGCCUGGAGGCAGCUGAGACCAACAUCAAACUGGCUGACAUGACUCUCAAGUGGAAGGAGGGCAAAGGCCAGUGGUGGAAGGAGAAGGCCACCCUGCUCCAGAACAUGGAGGCAGAGAAGGACAAGAUCCUGAAGCUGAGUGCUGAGGUGUUGCGCCUAGAAAAGAGCCUUCAAGAAGAGAAGUCCCAGCGCCAAGUGCUACGUGUCGAGCUGGCACAAGAGCGCGAUUCCAGCCUGGUGCAGGUCUCUGAGAGCCGUCGGGAGUUGCGUGAGUUAAGGGCUGCACUGCAGGUUGCCCAAAAGGAGAAGGAGCAGCUGCAGGCUGAAAAACAGGAGCUGCUGGUAUACAUACGACGCCUUGAAGAGCGGCUGGAGAAGGUCGCUGAUGAUAAAUGGAGUGAAUCUGUUCUGGUGGAUAAAGAAGAGGCAGCACUGGAGGCUCCUGCCUCAGAAAUGUUUAUUCGAGAUGCUCUGGAUUCCCCACUGUCAGACUCCGAGGAUGAAUGCCCUGAGGACAUGCGCCUCCCUGCUCAGAUCGGUUCCUACAGUCUGUGUGACAACCGGGCUGCUACCACCACACCACCUUGUGCCCGUGGACCUGCUCGCACUGUGGUGAUCAGUCAGCCCGCACCCAUUGCCAGCCAGAUCAAACAGCCUCCUGAGGACUCCAGCUCUGAUUCGGAGGCAGAGGAUGAGAAGGCCGUGCUGAUGGCUGCUGCUCAGAGUGGUGGCGAAGAAACCAAUCUGCUCCUUCCAGAACUGGGCAGUGGCUUCUAUGAGGUAGCCAGUGGGCUGACCGGACGACAGAUGUCAGAACCAGGGACCUGUGGGAUGGGUGUAUCUCCCUUGGACCUGCCUUCACCAGCUUUUUGGAAGGAAUGCCCCAUCUGCCAUGAGCGCUUCCCCCCAGAGAGCGAUAAGGAAACGAUGGAUACACAUGUGGAUGCGCACUUCUUUUUCAGCACCCAUGAUCCCUUCACUUUUGAGUGACCCUCUCCCUUUGAUCCCAACCCCCCUCCCCACCUCCUUCGACCAUACCCCCUCAGUGCCCCCUCUCCUCCUUCGGUGGGAUCCAGGCUGGGUACCUUCUUUUCCUUUUCCUAUAGAGAGUUUGCUAAGAUGGAGUCACUGCCCUUCCAAAGUGGCUUAAGGAGCAGGUGGCAACAAGAGGGUCACUGACUUCCCAGAUCCCUUUCCAAAGCAGGGCAGGGCACUCAGAGCUAACUUGAAAAGGGACAUUUUGCAUACUUGUCAGUCCUCCACAUUUGUGUGUUUAAUUUUUGCAGAUGUGAUCAUGGAUUUGGUUACUAUAUCCUUCAGGUCAAUUCUAAGCUCAGCUGUUGAAAGUUGCUAGAGUCAAGCUAGAGGACCUAGAGAUUCCUCAAAUGAACCUCUCUCUAGGAAUCUCUACGCUUUCCUGGGUGAUUUUGUGGUCACCGUCCAGGGGAAGAUGACCAUGGAUUUACUCUUAAUAGUCCCAGAGUUUCCUAGAGAGGUGUUCUCUCGGGUAAAAAGGUUUUUAAAUCGGUUUUUCCAUUGUUGUGAAAGGUUCUGUGCCUUCACCCUGUAAAAAUGGAGAGCUACUGUGUACACUCUCACUCAAUCUCACACAUAUUCACACAUAUCCUGGAUAUAAAUACAUCUCCAUAUAUACACACACAUUAAGCAGAGUUGGACAGCUGUGGCCCUCCGGGUGUUUUUGGACCACAACUCCCAUUAUUCUUAAUUUUUGACUCUAUUGGCUUCUGCCUAUAGGGGCUUGAGACCAUCAACAAUUGGGAAGAGCCAUAAGUUCCUCACUCCAACUUAAAAACAAACCAAGUAUUGGAAAGUGAGAGAUCGGAAUUAAGCAAUGACUUAUUUUAAGCUCUUGUGGGGUGAGGACCUAUUUGAACAUGACUCACUACUUUAUGAAGUCAGAUGAGGAGAAAGUGUGUUAGUAGUCCUUGGCUGAUUUUGACUGCGUGUAACCCUCUUCUUGCUUAUCCAAAAGUAAGCAAUCAUAUGGACCUAGCAGGCAUGAAAACAGUGGUUAUUUUUACAGGUUUUUCUUGCAGGUGAAAGGAGAAAUGGCAGGGCCUCAGCAGAGGUAUUUCAGUGAAAUAUCCUGUGAUUCUUUGUUUGUUUAGGUGUGUUUUGGUUUUGGAUUAGUGUAUCACAGGAUUAUAGCUUGUUUUGAAAAAUGUGCCCUCACCUUUCCGGACAGCACAUCUGUGACAAACCCAUUUGUAGAAGUAUGAUUGUCCUUGUUUCUUGUGUCACUUGGAAGACUGACAGAUUUAUUUAAACAUGAGCCUUUGGGGAUUCCAGUUUACUUCCUCAGAUGCACAUGCUGUUAAAGUUUCAGGUGUUGUUGUGUGUCUUCAAGUUGUUUUUGACUUAUGGGGAGCCUAUGGAGCCCCCGGUGGCACAGUGGGUUAAAGCACUGAGCUGCUGAGCUUGUUGAUCGAAAGGUCACAGGUUCGAUUCCGGGGAGCGGCGUGAGCUUCCGCUAUCAGCCCUAGCUUCUGCCAACCUAGCAGUUCGAAAACAUGCAAAUGUGAGUAGAUCAAUAGGUACCGCUCCGGCGGGAAGGUAACAGCGCUCCAUGCAGUCAUGCCGGCCACAUGACCUUGGAGGUAUCUACAGACAACGCUGGCUCUUCGGCUUAGAAAUGGAGAUGAGCACCACACCCCAGAGUCAGACAUGACUGGACUUAAUGUCAGGGGACUACCUUUACCUUUUUAUGGAGAAUCUAUCAUGGGGUUUUCUCAGCAAGAUUUGUUCAAGGGUGAUUUGCCAUUACUGUCCUGUGAUACUGAGGAAACUUGAUUGAUUUCUAUGGCUAAGGGUGGAUUUGGCCUCCUGCAGGAUUUGGUCUCCUGCAAUUUUAGUCCAACACUCAAACUACUUGCUUUUGGUUAUAUAUACACAGUACUAAUGUUGACGGUUGCAGUGAUAGUCUGUACAUUAGAAAAAGGUGACUAAUCCACAAAAGAUCAAGCUUAAAUAAGUCUGUUAGUAUCAGUAGUGUCCCUAUACUCUUUGUUGUUUUGCUGGAAAGACUUAGCACAAAUGGCUUUUUGAGUAUUGCCAUCCUAAUAUCUCAUGUUAUCAAUAUUGGAAACAAAAGGGAGGGUGAGCUACUAUGAAUGAUUAACUAAAAAGAUACAAAGUGUGAUCAACAGGGCCAGGUCAGAUACACAACCCUUGGCAUACAGAUAUGCACCAUGUACACAAAAGUGUCCUUGGGUUUGCCACAUCUGGAUGCCAAUAUGGAGACUAAGAUCACAUACACCUUAGCAAUGUGAGAUGGCAAAGCUGCAACAGAGACCUUGUGGAAAGUUGUCUUUUUAUAUGUUCCCAUCAUGCUGGCUGGCUGAUCUUGGGAGAUAUAGUCCAAAAGCCUAAGUUUUCUAAGCUCUGUAAUAAUAUCAGUUGUUGAGGCAAGGCAGCUAGAAUCAGUGGGGUAAGGAAAGGGGGUAAACAAUCACUCCUAUACAAAUAACCUCAAUAUGUUGUCAAAGUCUUUCAUGGCCAGGAUCAUUGGGUUGCUGUGAGUUUUUGUAUCUUUCCAGAAGCAUUCUCUCCUGAUGUUUCAUCCACAUCUAUGGCAGACAUCCUCAAAAGUUGUGAGGUAUCACAACCGAACUACAGCUGCUUCUAGUGAGUUUUCUCUUCCUCCCUUUUAACUCUGAGCAUGUGCUCAGAAAGCAAACAGAUGGAUUCAAAUGAAUGGAUUUGGGUAUUUAUCGUUUUAGCUAUAGGCCCUUAUGCCAGCCAAACCCCAAAGAUUUUAUGGCACACAUUUAUAAAUUAUGUAGCACUGUGUUGUUGUUCUUUUUAAUAACAACUGAAACAACCAGGCUAUCAGACACAUAAAUUAAAAUAAGGCAGAGAAAAGAUUCCAAUAAAAUCUCUUUUUGCCUGUCUCAACUACCAUCAGGGAACAAAAUUGUACUCAUUUGCUGGCAGGCUUCUUUGCACUCACCCCCUUUGAAUAGGAUCAGUAUCUUUCAUAAAUGUAGCUGCUAUUUUUAUAUAAAUAGCAAAAAGCCAAAGUUAUUUCAUCAUAAUUCACAUCCCCAAAUGUUCAGUGAUGAUAUUUGAAAAUAGGGAAAAAUCAAGAGAUCUAGAGUACUGCUGUGGAAAACAGUUAUUCUUUUUGUAGCAAGGAACAAAAAGCCAUUCAUACUGUAGAAAUGUUUAGAACCCACAUGGUGUUAAACAAAGUGAUAUUUUCUCCCAAGCAUGAGCAAACUUUGGCCCUCCAGGUGUUUUGGGCUUCAACUCCCACAGUUCCUAACAACUGGUAGGAUGUUAGGAAUUCUGGGAGUUGAAGUCCAAAACACCUGGAGUGCCAAAGUUUGCCCAUGCCUAUUCUCUCCCCUUCUAUCUGGGAACAGAUUUGGAAAGUUCUAUAAAUUAGCAUAACAAAUGGAAAAAAAUCGUGCUUCUGAAAUAAAAGGGUCACAAAAUAUAAAGAAAUAAUAAGAAAUAGCCAAAUUGGGUUAACUGUAAAGAAAGGAGUCCUAUGGUCAUGCUAAAGACUGGAUGUCUUGUGUGUAUGCCUUCCAGUCAUCUGUUGAUUGUGGCAACUCCAUGGUUUCAUAGGAUUUUCUUAGGCAAGGAAUACUCGGAGGUGGUUUUCCUAGUUCCUUCCUCUGAAAUACACUUUAUUAUUGUUUUAAGAAGGAAAUUACAGUUUGUAGGUGUGGAAUUUUGAGCAGGGAACUAUGCUUGAGUAAAAUAUCCACAGAUACUGCUUUUUUUUUUAAGAUCUGAGAUUCCCAGCCCUCCCGUAGUGCCCAUAUUCAAGAGGUUUUGUGUGCUGCUCCUUCAUUCUCCAGAUUACACCAGUUUGGUUGGACUCUCAACCCAAAUCGAUUCCAGCACAUAAGGUUUUUGGUGCAGAAGGAUGGGACCUGUGAAGUAAUAACAUCAAGAGAAUCGCAGGUUUCAAACUCCUGCAACAUAGUAUUCUUUGAAAAGGAUGAGAAGUGGAAAAGAGUGGAGAGUAGUCAGACACACUAGACAUGAUGAACUUUGUAUUCUGUUACUAUUGUGAAACGGUUCUGCAUUUCUAAGAAUUCAUAAUUCUGAGUUGGGAGUUGCUUUAUUUUUGAUAGGCAGAGCACCCAAGGAUACUCUGCUGUUUUGAUUUGCAGAGAACAGUUUUAGUUGUAACACAUGGGAGAUUCAGUUGACUCACUUAACAUCUCUGGGCCUCCACAACAACACAAAUGGUAUAUGAGUGUGCGAACACAUGCGUAUUUGUUUGCUAGCUAAUCUAUAUAAAUCUGUUAAUUCAGGGCAUGACAGAUAUCAUUUAUGUUGUGCACCAACCAAAUUUCCAGCAGUUGAUAGCAAAGUGCAUCAAUAUCUGGAGAAAGACCAGCUUAGAUUAAUGUUACAAGGGAGUGUGUGUGUCCUGUAGCACUAGAUUGGCAUCUGAUGAAGUAGACCAAGUCUAUAAAAUUGAUGCUACAAGCUACUUUCUCCUAGUUAGUCUCAGAGGUGCUACAAGAUCACUUUGUAUAUACCUUGAUGGCUGUCGAGGUCACGUGUGCUGUUGGUGCAUUUCAGGUUAAAUCUGUAUGAGUUAUUUUUCCCAUUAUUUCACUGGACUGGUGAAAUGAAGCUUAAUAUUUGCUUGAUCACUUGACACAAGCCUUGGGGUGUGUUUGCACAUGGCACUGACAAACAACACUUGAUAAGGGAGAGCAACCCGCCCCUGAUGACCCUGUCAUUUCCCAGCCUGGCUCCCACUGUUGGGUAGUUGUCCAGCAGCCAACCUACAUGGACAGCCUAACCUCACCUUUGUGCAGCUGACCAUUACCAUUUCAGGCCGAGGAGAAAGAUCCAUGUUGGACUGCUUCCCUCUGUCCACAACUCCCUGCACAGACAAACAGGAAGUGACAUGGCAGGGGAAAGCAUUUUGUGCUAGCCUUCCCUCUAAUGUACUUUCUGUGCAGGAAGUAUUUGAGCUUGCCUGUUACAUUAUCUGUUCUGUUUGAAGUGGUAUAUUCCCGUAUGACAUGAUUUUGCUGCCUGGGUAGAUCAAUGCUGAGAUUUGCAAGAAGCAAGCAAUAUUCAGCUGUUCUUGAUCUGGAUACUCUAAACAUGAAAUGUGAGGAAACGCACCCAUUUCCUGACCCAUUCUUGCUAUAGGAUUUUUCUUUUCAGAGAGUAGCUCCUGUACCCAUAGAGCAGCGGUUCUCAACCUGUGGGUCCCCAGAUGUUUUGACCUUCAACUCCCAGAAAUCCUAACAGUUGGUAAACUGGAUGGGAUUUCUGAGAGUUGUAUGCCAAAACACCUGGGGACCCACAGGUUGAGAACCACUACCAUAGAGUCUCUCCACAUAAGAUAAGACAUGGAAGAGGUGUUUGCGUGUACCACAUUGUAUGUGUGCUCAUUCAGAUGUUCUUGAGGCCGUCCCCUAAAUAUGAAAGGAUAGAGACAACCCAUUGUGUAUAUACAUUGUUCUUGGUUAGAAAGUCAUGUGUAAACAUCCCCUGGUUUGCAUGGAUGUCUUCAGUGACUCGAGUGAACUCAUCUCUCCACAUCGUCACCCACAUAGGAUGCAAGGAGCAUAUAGGCCUAGUAUGUCAACAUCACCCUCAUCCCGGUGGAGCCCCCGGUGGUGCAGUGGGUUAAAUCCCCUAUGCCGGUAGGACUGAAGACCGACAGGUCGCAGGUUCAAAUCCGGGGAGAGGCGGAUGAAGCUCCCUCUAUCAGCUCCAGCUCCUCAUGCGGGGACAUGAGAGAAGCCUCCCACAAGGAUGAUAAAAAAAAUCAAAUCAUCUUGGUGUCCCCUGGGCAGCGUCCUUGCAGACGGCCAAUUCUCUCAUACCAGAAGCGACUUGCAGUUUCUCACGUCACUCCUGACAUGACAAAAAAAAAACCCACCUCAAUGAGAUUACCGUAUCCAGAUUGUGAACAGCUGAAUAGGACGAAAGAUCCAUGGGAUGAUUUCUCAAGGCGGCAAUUAAUGAUAACAAAAUGUAGACACUGAAAUGGUUUAGUAACAGCAACAAAGACAGAAGGGGAGGGAUUUCUCCUUGUGCAGGAAAUGAUUCCUUAAGUAGACUUGGUUUUUCUCCCAAUCUUCUUUUGGUUUGUUAGCUAGUUUUUAAUAGUCCUUUCUCAGUGCUGUCCUGCCACCUCUUUUGCUUGCUGUCUGAUGACUGCUGCAUGCAUGCAUCUCUCUGCCGCAGCAUUACACCUCACACUGGGCUCCCACUGUGUUUGGUUUAUUAUCUUGCCCCCAUUUUGUUCCCCACCCUACCUUUUGGCUUCCUCCUGUUUACUGAGCCUCCUGCUUGCUUUCUACUAAUUCUUUUGGUUGCAAAAUUUUCUGCUUUAUCCUGCCCCUUGGCAUCCCUGAGAGAAGAGUGCAAGGCCUAUGUUCUGCUUUAACCAGAGAGAAGAGGAAGAGUUGAGAGAAUGAGAGAGAGAAAGAGAGCCGGCUCCCUAGAGACUGUGCCUUUUUGGAGAGGCUGCCAUGCCUCUGCUCACUUGCGUAGGGAAAAUCUUUUCAUCCUGUGCCGCAUUUGUGGCUGUGAGUUCUCCUCUGUUUCUAGACCACCUUUCCUUCUCCAGCUUUUUUAUUUUAUUUUUAAUAUAAUAGUCUGUGGCUCAAAAGCUCAAAGCAAUAAACUUCUCUCCCACUCAGUUCUGACAUGCCCCCAAGUCUAUGUAUAGGGUGUACAUAUAUAUAUAUUUAUAUUUAUAUUUAUAUGACAUGUUGCCGCGAUUCUAAUAAAACGCAGUCUUUCUGCUACA
This is a messenger RNA of Anolis sagrei ordinatus, 9033 nucleotides long. RefSeq names its product calcium binding and coiled-coil domain 1 (gene CALCOCO1). The record is from RefSeq and is a predicted model, not a curated record. Gene Ontology annotation, molecular function: transcription coactivator activity. Gene Ontology annotation, biological process: positive regulation of transcription by RNA polymerase II. NCBI's taxonomy places the organism in Eukaryota, Metazoa, Chordata, Lepidosauria, Squamata, Anolidae.